Closterium sp. Naga37s-1 is the source of this 757-nucleotide messenger RNA. The record is from the annotation of a GenBank genome assembly. NCBI's taxonomy places the organism in Eukaryota, Viridiplantae, Streptophyta, Zygnematophyceae, Desmidiales, Closteriaceae.
CUCCUCUCUUCCUACGCCCUGCUUCCCCCUUUACUCUCUCGUCCCUACACCCUUCAUUCCCCUCUCCGCUCUCUGCCUUAUACCCUUCUACCUCCUUUCCCCUCUCUGUCUUACACCCCUCUUGAUUUAUUCUCCACUCUGCCUUACUCCCUUCUUCCACCUUUCCCCUCUCUACUCCACACCCUUCUUCUCCCACCAUGCGUUCUCCCCCUUAUAUCCUGCUAAACCCCAUUUCCCUCUCUUCCCUACACCCUGCUUCCCCCUCUCUCUUCUCUGCCUUACGCCCUGCUUUCCCCUUUCCCCUAUCUUCCCUACACCCUUCUUCCCUCUUUCUACCCGCGCUGCUUCCCUUUUUCCCUAUCUCCCUUUCCCUCUUUCACCCUGCUUCUCCCGUACCCUGCGACGUGAAUCACAGGGGCGCUCCAUUCUGGGGCUCCCUGCUGCUCCACACGUCACACCCGACCCUUGGACCUCCCUCCCACCCUUCCAUGCAAAAUACACACUCGCCAUGGCGUCCUCUCGUCGUGCUGGCGGCACGGAGGGACACGGAACUUUGCUCAGAGGAGCGGAACAACGCACGGGACGGCCGCGACGGCGAAUGGUGAACGCGCUGACGGGCGGGUCGACGCAAGGCGCUCUCCGCGGCAGCAAGCUGCUGCGCAGCGAGGGGCGCGGAUUCGCCGCCAUGGCCCGCGUGGUGGUCGCCGCCGGCAGUGCUGCUGCGGCGCUCAUGCUGCUUGCACCGAGAGUGGCGCAG